AGCAGCAGCCACAACCGCACGCAAAGGCUGUAAUGAGUUUGAGUUCUGCCGUACAACAGUGUUAAUUUGACGCUCUCUCGUUUUCGAACAAAAAACAAAAUUCGCACACAUACAAGACGCCUUGCCGUUCUCUCCAUAGAAGUAUUUGCAGCUGAGUCUGCAGCUGGCCAGAUUGUGUGUUCCCUCCCUGCUCGAGUGUUUUUCCAGCUCCUUUGCUGCGUCAAAAGUUCGCCUCUGCGUAUCGCCUCUUUUUUUUUUCUCCUCGUACCAUGUCGUACGCGCAAAGACACCGCACUAGGGUGGAGCUUCACCAGUCCAGCCUCGGCCCCUGCUUCGCGCCGCUGGAAAACACGCCCACCCGCAAUGCACCAUCCCCGGGCGGCGACCAGGUGCCGGAAGGCGGUCCGCGACCGCGGAGUAACUCGGCUCUUCGCGCACACGCGGCCCGCAUUCAUCAAGUCCAUGCAACCGGCAUCGACAUCGCGACUUGGAGCGACGCCGCAUCAAAUGCGGUGGCGGGCGAGCGUCAACCUUUCCAACUCCUCCAACGCACCCCACCAAAGAAUGAGCCGCCGCGACUCAAGGCGAGCCGCAAACAGUUCGCCUCUCCUCACGUGUCUGUUGCGCCGCCCGACUCGAGUCAGUCGGUGCCGGUGGCGCUGCCGAUUGUGUUGAACGGCGACAGCCUUGAGGCGCCGAGCAAGCACGAGGAGGAAAAAGAGGCGCCUGCGACGGAUCUGCGCAUCGGAGGUCAGACCUCGGCGGCCCCUGCGGCAGCAGCGGCACCGGCGGACACAGAUAAAAGCGCCCCUUCACAAGCCCACCCUGGUCAGCACAGUGAAGUCCUCCCAGCAGGCGAGAUGUCUCCCUCUCCUAUACCUGUCUUGCAGCAGCUUUUCCAGCCUCAGCCUGCAGACUCAUCUGUGCCGUCCUCCGCGCGCGCGUCGACGUCGCAGUGGCCCGCCUCGGAGACCUUCACGGCACGUCUGCGGAACAUCAUGGAGACCCGCCAGCAAAUUGAGGCGCUGGUGCAAAAGCAGCGCGCAGACGAGGAGGAGAUGGUACGCGCGAUCGGAACGCUGGAUGAGCAGUCGCCGCAGCGCCAAUCCCAGCAGCAGUCGCCGAACUCGGCGGCAGCAGCAGCGGGGGGCUCAGUGAGUCCUCAAGCCUAUGAGCAAGUGUUAAUGGAGCGCGCCGCCGCCUUUGCGGCGCUGCGUGAAUUCAAAGAGAAGGGCAACGCGAUUGUGCACCACCUCUAUGACACGGUGAGGUCCCAGCAGGAACAGUCCUUGGAACUUGUCGCCACCGUGGAGGCCCUCAAGAAGGCCAACAAGCGUCUCAAAGAGGCUGUAAGCAACGGUGGUGGAACUGGUGCCCGCACAGGCGACAGCACACCCACCGCUGUCCCCGGCACAGCAGCGGAACUGCAGCAGAAGGUCCUAAUGCAGCGACGCGUGAUUGAGCAGAUGGAUCAGCUCAUGCAGAACGCAGACCGCAUGCUUCUCGCGAUGCGUGCCCGCGUGGAAGCAGCAGAGCGUCGAGCUGCUGCCUCAACCGCACCGUUGGACCGUCGUCAGCUGCCGCCUCUGUCUAAGGGAGGGGGCAGUAGCAGUGGCACACGCACCACCACCGCUGGCGAUGGCGGGCCUGCCAUGGUCAUCAACGCCGCUACGGUAGCGACGCCAGACGCGGUGGCCGCCAUUGAGCGACUGUCAGAGCGGUACCCGGUAGAUCAAGAUGUUGCCACCGUGGCGGCUCAACAGCGGCUUCUGCUCGAGCGCAUUACCCAACUGCGGCAGUCGUUGAAGGAGGAGGAGGCACAGCGCCUUCACCUGGAGGAAGUCUACGGAGCAACGUCCGAGGAAACCGCACGCAACGUGGCCCUCUUGGAGGAGCGUCUGCAACGCGCCGAGAACCCGCGCGUCGUGCAACUGGAUAGCGCCAGCAACGCCUCUGCGCUGCGACGUGAGUUGCACACGUUACUUGAGGAGAAGGGGAAAAGCACGGGUGAGGCAGCGCCGGUGGAACCGGAAGACGCCGGUGGACAACGCUCUCUAACACACUCCCAUGCGUCGUCGCAUGCGUCCUCGCGCUCGUCGACGCCCACGCACGCUCUCUUCACCGCCGUGAGCGUCGGCGAUGUGAACUCCACCACAGCCGCCAACGAACUUACUGGCGGAGAUGUAGAGAAGAAGAAGUUGGCGCCCAGCGCGGUGGCUGCUCCUGUCGUGCCGGAUCCCGCCAACGAAGCAGCAACGGCAGUAACAGCAAUGGUCGCAGCGACAGAAAUGAAAAGCCCCGUCACCCCCAACAAAGACGAAUCGUCCUCGCCACACAAGGAAGAGGGCAAGCAGGCCCGCACCUUUCUCGGACGACGUGAGAUUGCGGGAAGUGACAAGAACGAGGAAGGGGCAGCGGCGGAGGUAAAGCCCCCGUUGGGCAUCCCGGUUCCGGAUGCGUCCAGCCUCGGCAACUCACUGCAUCGCUCCGCCAACUCCCGCUCGUCCAGCGCCAGCCGCCGCCUCGUUGGCUUUCGUCGCGCCGCUGCCGCGGAUGUGCUGAGUCGGGGGCUGGAAAGCAUGAGUGACGUCGAGGGGGAGGAGGAAACCGUCGACGUGGACGUGGAGCCCUCUGAGAUGCAAGGGAGCAACGGCAACGGCAUUGCAGGUGUCACGCCCACCGCCAUUCACUCAGCCUCGUCGCCACUGCCAGACGCGUCCACUUCGGUGGAGCUGUCUGUAAAGCGGCAGCAGCGUCUGCAUCAGCAGAUGGAGGAGCUGACCAAAAUGGAGGCGGAUGUGACGAACGUGGUGCGGUCCCUCAACGUUGAGUAA
Messenger RNA from Leptomonas pyrrhocoris, 2834 nucleotides. RefSeq lists its product as hypothetical. Bases 270 to 2834 code for a protein of 854 amino acids. Lineage: Eukaryota; Euglenozoa; Kinetoplastea; Trypanosomatida; Trypanosomatidae. The transcript has a single exon. The record is from RefSeq and is a predicted model, not a curated record.